UAGAAUUGUGUGCAAGGGAAGUAAAAUAAGCCAUGCAUGAAGUUCUCACACAGGGCUUCCACAUUAAAGCCAGUGAAAAAGCAUCUCUGUGGUCUCCCUGCAAAGCCUCACGGUACACAGGAGGCAUCUUCUCUGACAGGUAUUGCUGCUAUUAUACAUCACAGAGUAGUCUAUAGCUCAGACACAUGGAGCUAAGUCUUGUGUGUUUUGAUUUUGAGUUAAAGUCUAUGAAUCCAAGUUCAAGUCAUUGUUGCUGCUGUUCCAGAGUCUAGGAACAAUGAAUAAGUCAGGGGUACCUACUGUGACACAGUUUGUCUUGUUGGGCUUUCCUGGCCCCUGGAAAAUGCAAAUUAUUCUUUUCUCAAUGAUUUUGUUCAUCUACAUCUUGACUCUCACUGGAAAUAUGACCAUCAUUUGUGCAGUAAAGUGGGACAGCAGACUCCAUACCCCUAUGUACAUGCUCCUGGCCAACUUCUCCUUCCUGGAGAUCUGGUACGUGACCUGCACAGUCCCCAAUAUGCUGGUCAAUUUUUUUUCCAAAACCAAGACCAUAUCCUUCUCAUUUUGUUUUAUUCAAUUUUACUUUUUCUUUUCCCUGGGCACAACUGAAUGUUUCUUCCUCUGUGUCAUGGCUUAUGAUCGGUAUCUAGCCAUCUGCCAUCCACUGCACUAUUCCUCCAUCAUGACUGGACAGCUAUGUGCCAUCCUGGUGUCUCUUUGUUGGCUCAUUGGUUUCCUUGGAUAUCCAAUUCCUAUUUUCCUCAUUUCUCAACUACCCUUUUGUGGUCCCAACAUCAUUGAUCACUUUCUGUGUGAUGUGGACCCACUGAUGUCAUUAUCCUGUGCCCCUGCACCCAUCAUAGGACAUAUAUUCCAUACUAUGAGCUCUAUUAUCAUCAUUCUCACCAUGUUGUACAUCCUUGGGUCCUAUAUCUUGGUGCUCAGAGCUGUGCUUCAGGUUCCUUCUUCAGCUGGGCAGCAAAAGGCCUUCUCUACCUGUGGAUCCCACUUAGUUGUGGUUUCUCUGUUCUAUGGAACCAUAAUGGUGAUGUAUGUAAGUCCUUCAUCUGGUAACUCAGUUGCUGUGCAUAAGAUCAUCACACUGAUAUACUCCAUAGUGACACCAGUCUUAAACCCUCUCAUCUACAGCCUACGCAACAGGGACAUGAAAUUUGCCCUUCGUCAGGUCCUCUGUGGAAUGAGAAUUACCCAAACAUCAUGAAUUGGUUUGAUGAAAUCCAACGACUCUCUUUCUCCAAGUUUAAGAAUAAUUCAAUUCUUCUACCUCACCUGACUUGGCCUUAUUCAUAAACAUCACAGUCCUUUCGUGCAAAGCAAAAUUCACCGUGUUGAUCAUUUUUGUAUGCUUUUUGUUUCAUAAAUGUAUUCCUGUAGGAAGAGACAGACAUAUGGUAAAAAAAAUAAUUCUUAAAAAUCUCAAGAUUUACUUCUAGGAAAGUUUUUUUCAAUGUAUAAUAUCUGUCUGCACAACUUAAGAGAUGGAAAUCAAAUUGGUUAUUUGCUUAUG
Molecule: messenger RNA, 1528 nt
Organism: Phyllostomus discolor (pale spear-nosed bat)
Lineage: Eukaryota; Metazoa; Chordata; Mammalia; Chiroptera; Phyllostomidae
Product: olfactory receptor 11H7-like
Exons: 3
Coding region: 278-1222 (314 amino acids)
Biological process (GO): G protein-coupled receptor signaling pathway
Cellular component (GO): membrane
Molecular function (GO): G protein-coupled receptor activity; olfactory receptor activity
Source: RefSeq, a predicted model, not a curated record